Molecule: messenger RNA, 1156 nt
Organism: Panicum virgatum (switchgrass)
Lineage: Eukaryota; Viridiplantae; Streptophyta; Magnoliopsida; Poales; Poaceae
Exons: 1
Coding region: 506-778 (90 amino acids)
Source: RefSeq, a predicted model, not a curated record
AUCCUUCAAUGCGGUUUGGUGGCAUCCCCCACUGGCCCCUAGCUGCCCUCUGCGCCUUGCCCCUCCCUCUCUCUCUCUCUCUCUCUCGCUGCGCGUGUGGAGCCCCGUGGAGGCGGGGAGGCAGGCAAGGCAUGGCCGCAUGGGGCGACGGCCCGGCCGGGUGCGCACCCCAAACCGGCUGCCUCCCCACCUACAUAAAACCCCUUGGCAGUUUUGCAGCAGCGAGAAGAGAACCUCCAGCUACCUGCAGCUCCGAGCCUUUACCCGCUUUGACUCCACUCUACCACUCCACUGUUGCUCGUCUGCCCGCUGCAUCCGGGCUCCGGCUCCUCCGGCCUCUUCCCCAGCGCACGCCUAGCCUAGGUAGCUCCAUCCGUCCGCACGUCAAAGAGACCCUCACUUCCUCGUUAAGCCUGCCGCGCCCGCGCGCCGCCGCAGCGUCAUCUUUCGUCGCGGUCGGCCGGCGGGCCCUGAUCCUGCUGCUUGUGCCGUGCGCGGCGGCAGCAUGAGGGCGAGGCGAUGGUCUCGCGCGGCGCUGCUCGCGUGCUUAGUGCUCCUCGCGGCCGCGUGCGCCGCCGAGUCGCGCGCGGUGCCCGGCGCCAGCGGCAAGGCGGCCGCGGCCGCGGACGGCGGGAGGCGGACCGCGUUCGACGUCGUGGUCGUCGGCCUCGUCAGCAUCGGGCUCGGACGGCGGUGGCGCGCCGGCGGCAGCGACGGGCUGGUCGACGAGGACAAGCGCCGCGUGCCCACGGGGCCCAACCCGCUGCACAACAGAUGAGCACCGUUCCUCGCUACUACAGUAGCUUCUUAUUAAGCUGCGGCCAUUUCUACUGCUGCGCGUGUCUUGGCUCUUGGCCGGCCGGCCGGCGCGUCCAUUGCUGCCAUCACCGGCGGGGCGCGCGAUCUGAUCUCGCUCGCGUGGGCCCGUGCAUGGCGAGGGGGAGGAGAAGAAUGAGAAGGAGAAGAGUGGAGCGUGUAGUAUUUACUAUUCCCUUCUGCUUCCCUUUCUUCUCUUUUUCCCUGCUCUUUUUUCUUCUUUUCUGGAUUUCUUGUGGCUCUUUUCCCCCCCUUGUAUUGAUUGGCUUGCCAAAUGAACAGCAAGGCUAUUCUGUUGAUUGAAAGAGAUAGAGAUAUGAGUAUAGUGUUUCUUGUUUGA